Messenger RNA from Hibiscus syriacus, 1688 nucleotides. RefSeq names its product serine/threonine-protein kinase AFC1-like. The coding region runs from base 210 to 1511 and encodes 433 amino acids. The record is from RefSeq and is a predicted model, not a curated record. Gene Ontology annotation, biological process: protein phosphorylation. Gene Ontology annotation, cellular component: nucleus. NCBI's taxonomy places the organism in Eukaryota, Viridiplantae, Streptophyta, Magnoliopsida, Malvales, Malvaceae. The transcript has 12 exons. Gene Ontology annotation, molecular function: ATP binding; protein kinase activity.
GCCUUAGGAGUUUAGCUCAUCUCUAUCUAUUCCCUUCCAAAAAAUGAUUAGGGUUUCAAAAACCUCCCAAAUCGAUCGAUCUCUCCAUUCUUUUUGGAUUAUAAGGUCAAAUCUACGAGUUCUUGCAUAAAAAAUUCUGAGAGUUCUUCAUUUUUUUUAGUUAAGCGUGAAUUGAUUGAAAAAAAGAGAAAAAGUAGUGAAAGAAAAAAAUGGAGACGCAGAGGAUAGUAGAGUUUCCUCACAAGAUUAUGGAUAAACGUCCCAGGAAAAGGCCCAGAUUAACAUGGGAUGUGCCUCCUCUUCCUCCUCCUAAGGUUCUUCCAGCAAUAUAUUGCGGUCAGGAAUUCGGGAAUGGAGGGAUAUCUAAUUUUUCAUUUCCUAGUAAUAUGUUUUACAGGGGAAUUUCUCUUAAUGGAUCUCCUCCAUGGAGACCUGAUGAUAAAGAUGGCCAUUAUGUUUUUGCUGUUGGAGAAAGCCUAACUCCUCGAUACAGGAUUCUCAGUAAAAUGGGCGAAGGAACAUUUGGACAAGUUCUGGAAUGUUUUGACAAUGAAAAACAAGAAGUUGUGGCCAUUAAAAUUGUUCGUUCCAUAAAUAAGUAUCGUGAAGCUGCCAUGAUUGAAAUUGAUGUUCUUCAAAGACUUGCUAGGCAUGAUAUUGGUGGUUCUCGUUGUGUGCAAAUACGGAAUUGGUUUGACUAUCGUAAUCAUAUUUGUAUUGUAUUUGAGAGGCUUGGACCUAGCUUAUAUGAUUUUCUCCGCAAAAACAGCUACCGUUCAGUUCCCAUUGAUCUUGUUCGGGAGCUUGGCAAACAAAUUUUGGAGUCUGUAGCAUUUAUGCAUGAUUUGCGGUUAAUUCACACUGAUUUGAAGCCAGAAAACAUUCUGCUUGUUUCUUCCGAAUAUAUAAAGGUUCCAGAUUAUAAGUUUUUAUCACACUCUACAAAAGAUGGUUCCUAUUUUAAGAACCUGCCAAAAUCGAGUGCAAUAAAGCUGAUUGAUUUUGGGAGUACAACAUUUGAACACCAGGAUCAUAGCUAUGUGGUGUCAACUCGACAUUAUCGUGCACCAGAAGUCAUACUUGGUCUUGGAUGGAACUAUGCCUGUGACUUGUGGAGUGUGGGUUGCAUACUGGUUGAACUAUGCUCUGGUGAGGCACUUUUCCAAACUCAUGAGAACCUGGAGCAUCUUGCCAUGAUGGAGAGGGUUUUAGGGCCAUUACCCCAACAUAUGGUGGUCAGAGCUGACUUCCGUGCUGAGAAAUAUUUCCGGAGGGGCGCACGUUUGGAUUGGCCUGAUGGUGAAACUUCAAGAGAAAGCCUGAAGGCAGUUUGGAAACUGCCCCGUCUGCCGAACUUAAUAAUGCAGCAUGUGGAUCAUUCUGCUGGUGAUUUGAUUGAUCUCUUGCAAGGGCUACUUCGGUAUGAUCCUGUCGAGAGACUUAAAGCUAGAGAAGCACUAAGACAUCCAUUUUUUACAAGAGAUCAUAGAAGGCUCGGGUAUCCCCUGUAAUUGGAGAUUGGGAUCUUUGUCAAAUGACGAGUUCGAGCAACCUUGCAUACUGAGGCAAAUGUGGAAUGGCAUUGUGUCUUAAAAAUAUAUUUGCUUGAUCACAUACACAUAUAUUGUAUAGUAUAUACUCCAUUCGCAUUCCUGAAGGUUCGAUUCAUAUUUUUUUGUUUGUUAGUC